AUGAAGCUUGCUCUCCUCUCACUCGCCGCUGUGGUCGGCGCUAUCGCUCCUCGCGAACGCCCCCCGCAAAACACCAAUCCUGUUCAGACUCCCGGCGCGCCGACGCCUACCAACACCCUCACCAUUUUGCCCAUCGUGUCCUUCACGCCCUUCCCGGACAGUAGCAGCACGGACAAGAUCACCAUCCCCAUCCUCAGCAGCGAUCCGACACACACGACGCACACCUUGUGGGGUUUCCCGAAUCUCUAUAGAAUACACAAUGUUAACAAAUCUAGCCCUCCCACCUCGGAAUCUUCGCCGUUGCCUACUUCCACUUCGUCAACCCCCGAGGGCUCGUCCUCCUCUAGCUCCAACCAGUCAACCAGCUCUGGAACCACUACCCACAACUCUACAACCUCGAGCGCCACUGGAACCGGAACUGGAACUGGAACAAGUGGUUCUACCUCGAGCUCCAGGACCAGCAGCUCGCCGUCCAGCUCGCCGUCCAACGCUGCUGCCGCUGUCGCAACGGCCAAUAUUAUGGCUGGUAUUGCUGCCAUUGCGGGUCUCGUCAUGGUUGCUUAA
Molecule: messenger RNA, 564 nt
Organism: Cordyceps militaris CM01
Lineage: Eukaryota; Fungi; Ascomycota; Sordariomycetes; Hypocreales; Cordycipitaceae
Exons: 2
Coding region: 1-564 (187 amino acids)
Source: RefSeq, a predicted model, not a curated record